Pelobates fuscus (common spadefoot toad) is the source of this 1190-nucleotide messenger RNA. It is a transcript of the gene MTG1, whose product is annotated as mitochondrial ribosome associated GTPase 1. Gene Ontology annotation, cellular component: mitochondrion. NCBI's taxonomy places the organism in Eukaryota, Metazoa, Chordata, Amphibia, Anura, Pelobatidae. Gene Ontology annotation, molecular function: GTPase activity; GTP binding. The record is from RefSeq and is a predicted model, not a curated record. Bases 82 to 1017 code for a protein of 311 amino acids. Gene Ontology annotation, biological process: mitochondrial translation. The transcript has 11 exons.
GUGUUACACUUAUUUGUGUCCCCCAUGUGAUAACGUGUUAGAGUGUCAGUGAGUACAGUGGUUACCAGUAAAGUAACGGUAAUGAGACUGUUUCGUGUCCUACGCCAGGGCUUUGAUUUCGGAGCCCGGGAAGUGGCUCACUGGUUCCCGGGACACAUGGCCAGAGGUGUCAAACAGAUGAAGGCCAAACUACAUAAUGUGGAUUGUAUAAUGGAAGUUCAUGAUGCCAGAAUCCCUUUGUCUGGGCGAAAUCCAUUCUUCCAGGAAAGCCUCGGGAUAAAACCUCACCUACUGAUACUCAACAAAAUGGACCUAGGAGACCUGAGUCAGCAAAAGAGGAUCUACAAACAUCUGAAGGAAAAGGGUGUUGAGAACAUAAUUUAUACUGACUGCACCAAAGAUGAGAACAUCAGGCAGAUUUUACCCAAGAUUACAGAGCUGAUCGGUUCAAGUCAGAGAUUCCAGAGAGCAGAGAUUCCCGAGUGCUCUAUUUUGGUAGUUGGGGUUCCCAAUGUGGGGAAAUCUUCAUUAAUAAAUUCACUGCGAAGGCUGCACCUAAAAAAAGGAAAAGCUUCCAGGGUUGGUGCAGAACCAGGUAUCACCAGGGCAGUACUUUCCAGAAUACAGGUGUCAGAGAAUCCUCUUCUGUACCUCCUGGACUCACCUGGUGUUCUAUCCCCUCAUAUUGAGACUGUUGAGGCAGGAAUGAAGCUGGCUCUGUGUGGUACAAUCCUUGAUCAUCUGGUGGGAGAGGACAUCAUGGCUGAUUACCUACUAUAUACACUGAACCAAAAAGAACAGUACAGGUAUGUUGAAAAAUAUGGGCUCGAUGGUCCAUGUCCAGACAUAGAGAGCCUCCUGAAAAAGAUAGCACUGAAACUGGGGAAGACUCAGAAGGUUAAGGCACUCACAGGGGUUGGUGACGUGAACAUAACCGUGCCAAACUAUAGUGCUGCUGCUUACGAUUUUAUCCGAGCGUAUCGGAGAGGAGAACUUGGACAGAUGACUCUGGACUGAGCAGGUGGACUAUAUCUUGUGGAUGAGACAUCUGUUGUAAUGAUUCUGGUGGAUCUUGUAUCUAUCCAAGAGAAGGCUGUAAUGUGAAGCAUAAGCAUGGAGACACUCUGGCUGAGUAAUGACAAGUGCCAGAUUAAGUUAUUGAGGAAUUUUGUGCCUAAAGAGAUGUAAAU